AUGACCCUCCGCCGGCUCAGGAAGCUGCAGCAGAAAGAGGAGGCGGCGGCAGCCCCGGACCCCGGCGCCCGGGCCCCCGCCGCGACGCCGGCCUCGGGUCCCCCUGCUGCCGCCGCCAGCCCUGGGCCGCCCGCGGAAGAGCUGUACGCGGCGCUGGAGGACUACCACCCCGCCGAGCUGUACCGCGCGCUCGCCGUGUCCGGGGGUACCCUGCCCCGCCGUAAGAGUUCAGGAUUCCGCUGGAAGACUCUCACCCAGAGUCCCGAACAACAUCGGAAAGUGCUGACUUUGGAAAAGGAGGAUAACCAGACCUUCGGCUUCGAGAUCCAGACCUACGGACUUCAUCAUCGGGAGGAGCAGCGCGUGGAGAUGGUGACGUUUGUCUGCCGAGUGCAUGAGGCCAGCCCUGCCCAGCUGGCUGGGCUCACACCAGGAGACACCAUCGCCAGCGUCAAUGGGCUGAACGUGGAAGGUGUCCGGCACCGAGAGAUUGUUGACAUCAUCAAGGCAUCUGGCAAUGUCCUCAGACUGGAGACACUAUACGGGACAUCCAUUCGGAAGGCAGAGCUGGAGGCUCGGUUGCAGUACCUGAAGCAAACCCUGUAUGAGAAGUGGGGGGAAUACAGGUCCCUAAUGGUGCAGGAGCAGCGGCUGGUGCACGGCCUCGUGGUGAAAGACCCGAGCAUCUACGACACGCUGGAGUCGGUGCGUUCCUGCCUCUACGGGGCCGGCCUGCUCCCGGGUUCGCUGCCCUUCGGGCCUCUGCUGGCUGCCCCCGGGGGUCCCCGCGGGGGCGCCCGGCGGGCCGGGGGCGACGCCGCCGACGACACGGUCUACCACACGUGCUUCUUCGGGGGUGCAGAGCCGCCCGCGCCACCCCCGCCGCUGCCUCCUGCCCGCUCGCUCGGCCCCAGCCCCACCGAAGCCCCAGCCUCAGGGCCGGGCCCGGCGCCGCGGGCCGCGCUCAGCCGCAGCGCCAGCGUGCGGUGCGCGGGCCCGGGAGGCGGCGGGGGCGCGCCCGGCGCGCUCUGGACUGAGGUCCGGGAGCAGGCCCUGUGCGGCCCCGGCCUGCGCAAGACCAAGUACCGCAGCUUUCGUAGGCGGCUGCUCAAGUUCAUCCCCGGACUCAACCGCUCCCUGGAGGAGGAAGAGAGCCAGUUGUAG
Messenger RNA from Lepus europaeus (European hare), 1164 nucleotides. RefSeq names its product trafficking regulator and scaffold protein tamalin (gene TAMALIN). The record is from RefSeq and is a predicted model, not a curated record. NCBI's taxonomy places the organism in Eukaryota, Metazoa, Chordata, Mammalia, Lagomorpha, Leporidae. Gene Ontology annotation, cellular component: plasma membrane. The transcript has 8 exons. Gene Ontology annotation, biological process: signal transduction. Gene Ontology annotation, molecular function: protein binding. The coding region runs from base 1 to 1164 and encodes 387 amino acids.